AUGAAGCAGCAUCAUCUAGCUAUCAAAUGUGAGAAGUGGGCGAAGGAGAAUACUAAAAGAGAUCUUGUGGUUGCGACAAUCUUAGCAUUUGCAUCUGCUUUUACACUUGGAUAUUAUAACCGUUACCAAAACAUUCAUCUUCCUAUGUUCAACCAGAGACCAACCCACAAUCUUAUUGUGAUUGCAAGUUUCACUUCAUUACAAUCCUCUUCAACCUUAGCCCUCAUAUCUCUUAAUUAUACCAGACCUCAUUUCUUGGAAUCAUUACCCAAAAAGCGGAUGUUGGUUCUUGCCGCAAUGUUUCUAUCCUUUGUGACAUUGAUGGUUGCUGUGAAUGCUUUCCUUUUCUUAUUUUACAGUGAAAGACAGAAAUGGAUACCAAUCAUGUUUUCUGGUUUUGCUGGUAUCAUCAUUCUACUUUGUGGAGUGUUAUUGUACUUGGCCCUUGGAUCCGGGUAUCUCUUGAAGCCCAAGAAACGUAGUAUGUCUUAA
This is a messenger RNA of Lactuca sativa (garden lettuce), 492 nucleotides long. RefSeq lists its product as uncharacterized. Gene Ontology annotation, cellular component: membrane. NCBI's taxonomy places the organism in Eukaryota, Viridiplantae, Streptophyta, Magnoliopsida, Asterales, Asteraceae. The record is from RefSeq and is a predicted model, not a curated record.